GAGAUAUUUUCUUCCUGCAGCUCCCAGGCUAUGAUAUUGGGGAACAUUUCUUAGCAGCUUUGUCAGAUAAUAUAUUUUAUAUUGUAAUGAAGCAUUUGACAUUAUUUUGUACCAUAUGCCCAAAAGAGAAUGUCUGUGGGGUAAUUCACUGUAAUGGGAUCAGUAUAUUGUUCAUUGCAGGUUGUCUAAAUGUAGUCCUUCCUUGCCACAGUUGUGGUUUAUAUGGACUAUAAUUUCUGCAGCAGGCAUGGUCUUCAAAUCAGAAUGACAAUACAAGAAAAUUUUGAACUUUUUUUUUCUCACUCUGAUAUGUUAUUUUGGUCCAUUAGGGAACAAAACCUUUAACUUUAAAGAAAAAGACCCAGCAUAGCAAAGUGUUUGGGACAUAAAUAUUAAGUUGUUCAGCCUCUCACUGAAGUUAAAUUGCAGGCUUUAAGCAGCUAAGCAAGAAAGAUAACAGGAAAAAAUGAGAAUAGGAGAUGUUGCAGUUGAGGUAGGAACAGGCUCAUGGAAAGUGACUUGGAAUCCAUCCAAAGAAAGUGCACAUUUAUUUGCAAGUAAACAUAGGAGUAAAUAUUAAUGUUAUAUGUUUUGUUGUGAUUGCUUUCUCUCAAAAUGGAUAUUGCUUAAUGACAUAUUAAAAAGAUUUAAUAGAAAGGCUGCUUUGGUAGAGAGACUAAAACAAAUACCAUGUAUCAGCUGUAUGCUAAGAAAUACUACAGGAGUAAAAAGUAAUUGUGAAUAUUCAUUCUUUAGGUUUCUAUUUUAUGUAAGUUAGUGUUUACCUUUUGACUAGGCUGCUCAGGACUUUCUGCUUUUGUUCUCUUUGAAGCAUUAAGGGCAUUCAGGAAGAAAAAGUAAAAGCUAUCUUAGUGGAUAAUGUUAUGCAAACUAUUUAAAUCCUCAUAAACACUAAGGAAUAUUUGGUAACCAGUAUGUUGCUAGCGUAGCAUGGGUUCUAUAGAAAAAUAGUAUUUAACUAUUUUCGACUUUUUUGAAGCUUCUAGUCUUCGUUCAAUAUGCAAUUCUACUCUGAUGCUAUUCUACUCUUUCACACCGCUUGGCUAUUCUGGGAUGUAAUUGCUAUUUUUUUAGCAUCUAUUUUGGUUUCUUUGAGAGGCUUUACAAUUUUGCCCAUCUUUCUUCCUGCUUUUGGUUGCCUUUUUUUUUUAUUUUUCUGUACAAGACUUGACUAAGACAUCAUUGCCAGCUUUUCCAUGCAGCCAACAUAAGCAGAUGCCAUCUUGAUUUCUUCCAGUGCUGCCAAUAAGAAACUUAGGAGAGAGGAAAUUGGAAGAUUUUGUCCACUGCAGUGCAUUUUUUUACUUGAGGAAAUGAAGGGUAGAGCUAUCAGUACCCUUUCCAAAUUUGUUUAUACAAACAGAAGGGCUGGAAUGGUGAUUGGGAAGGACUCUUCCAAGUGAUUAAAUAAUUCAUAGGGAGGUAAACAGAAGGCAGCACCGCAGCUGUGUGUGUUUGGUUUAUUGAGGUUUUCUUUUGGUUUAGUUAGUUUUUGAACAUGUAUAUUCUAUUUUUAAAUGAGCGCUUGAAGUUAACUUGAAUUCAAUUAAAGCUAGCAGUGGACAGACAGGUAGAUUUGUUGAAGAGCAACAUUGUGUAUUUAUUUUGUUUAAUCAAGAUGUGUCAUCUGAAAUUUGUUUCCUUGUGGGGGAAAUUCAGGAUUUAAACAAUGUUAAUACUGCAUAGGCAUAGUAACUGCCAAAGAAGACAUUUGGCAACUUUACAAAAAAAGAAAUGUAUGUAUUUCCUCAUUGCUUACUAAGAAUUCUUUCCUUUAUUCAUGAUGUGGUUGUGAUAAACAAUUGGGAAUUUUAAUGAAAGCUUGUUUUUUUAUAGAACUAUGUAGCUCAUCUUACUAAUGAAGUAGUAAACAGAGAAACAGGCCUGUAAAUGAGAGAUAUACAAAAAGUCAGCUUAUUAGAAGGAGAAAAAAAAUAGAAACUCUUUGCUAUCCUUGCUAUUGCAACAGGAGAAAUUGAUGAAAUAUAAGGAAGAAUACUCCCAUCAGGUCUGGAAAUUAAACUGAUUUCCCUAAUUGGGAGUUACCUUUAGAAAGGCAUAAUUAUAGUAGUAACAUGCUAUUAAAAGUUGUACCAAGAGCUGGGCUGUACUGUGACUCCUGUGCCACACAAGUGAUAUUAUGUUCUUAAGGGAUAAAUAAGCUGGGAUGGCAGGUGUGUUGCACACACCUGGGUUUGAACAGCAAAAUUGCUGCUUCAGUUCACAAUGUUUAGUCAGGAGCUGAUUUCCAAGGGCUCAUAACGUGCUCCUAAUGUUUUGGAAGGGACACGUAACUUGAUGUGUAGUAUCUCAGACUGGGAGUAAAGUCUUUUGCUUAAUUCUUCUGGCAUUUUGAAUGCCCAUUAGGCCAGCAUGAAGAUUUAAGUAUGGAAUUUUCCUAUAUCCUUUACCUUUAAAUAUUUCUGGUAUGACUAAAUAUAAAUUUUGUAAAUUUUUCCUGUUUCACAUCCAUCUAAUGAGUAGUUUAUGUGACUUAGUUCCUGAGGUGAUGAAGUGCGGUGGAAGGUGGUAUGAACCUGUAAGAGGUUUGUAAUUUUUCACAGAAAUUCUACGAAAAUCUAAAUCUAUUUAUAUUCUAUUCUGGAAUCUGUGCUAUUUUCUAGUUAGAGUAGACCAGGUUUUGAUAGGUGGUUUAAGAGCAGGCAAAUAUGGCUUUUUAUUUACUGGGCUUGAUUUUUUUAUCCUGUAGUGCAGACACUUCUGGUUUAAUGGGGUCUGUCUGACUUCUGAGUUCAGGCAGAACAUGCUUCAGCUGCAGCUUCUCUCUCCUUUCCUUUCCCAGAAAGCACAAUGUGCUGUGUAUGUGUUAUUCUCCAGAACUCAAAGGUUGGUGGAUUCCUGUCAAUUCAUGUUUACAAUCUGUCUUUCCCACAUGGAGUUAACUGGUCAGUCUGUCCCUCAUUCUCUUUAUCUCUUGUAGCCUCCCAGUGACCUUAUGUGGUGUGUGUGUGUAAAAUCUUUGGAUUUGUCCUGGCCAUUGGUUUGAAGAAAUGUGCCAAGACCUUGAUUUAUAUAUACUUUGGGGGUCUAUAAAAUGGAUUUGUGGAAUGACAAUCAAAUCUCCCAAACCCUGCUGUCUUUUACCUUCUGCCAACUGCAGUGCUGAGAACCACAUUUUCUGGAGUCUGUGGUUUUCUGUAUCUUUAAGAGGUUUUUUUAAAGAUUUAUUCCUUUUUGAAAUGUUUGUCCUAUGCAGUGGAAAAAGGGUUAUUGUUGUAAUUGGAAGAGCUGUGAAUUUACAUAAGGAGAGGAAAAAAAAAAACUUACACAAACUCAACAAACCCAAAUUCUGUGCUGGGAAUACCUGCUGUGUUCCUUUUAUAAACUCAGCUGUGAGCAGUUAGAAGAUCCCAUCUGUGGGAUGUGUUUCUUCUCCUUUACCCCCUCUUUGCCCUCUCUACAGUUCAAUAUGGUUUAGGUUUUUAGUUUCCCUUUCUAAUCAGCCUAUUGCAGAUAAAAAAGAAAAUGUGUGGAGGAGAAGGAAAAGGUUGCUAGAAAUAAUUUCUUUGUAAGUUACAUAACCUCCCCUUAAUGUAUUUAGGAACGUGUCUCUGCCUUUCAGGCAUAACCCACCAUCUUCCUUCAAAGCAGCAGUCAAGGACAUUUUGCACUAAGAUGUGGGAUUGUGAAAUGUAGCAGCUGAGCCAUGGACACGUCUCCCUGUGUUUCCCCCUUCCAUAAGCAGUGCCUUCAGACAGAGAGGACAGAUGUGUCUGGGAAUGGCAUCAUCCCCAACACUGCAGCAGAGCCUCCAGGUGGUUGGGGCGUGCAGUGAGUGCUUGGUGUGGAGCAUCUCCCAAGGACACCUGGUAAUCUUUGAAAUACCAGCAUAUUCUCAGGUUAAAGACAUUCUGAGUGUGUGUUACACAGCCACAGCUGUGAUUCAAGCAGUUGGGAUGGAGAUUGAAUAAACAGCCUGAGUAAUACUUCUGUUUGAGUCAGUGGCAGAUUUGUCAGGGGCUUCAACAGAUUUCUUCAACAACCUUUUCUCACUUUAAUUUCCCUGCUGUGCUCUUGUCCAGCAAAACUAAUUAAGGCAAAAUGUAACUAAAUUAGCUUUGAAAGCAGAGGGUUUUUUCUUUAAAACUUAAAGUAGUUAUGAAAAAAUAUUUUAACUAUCUGCUCUCCAGUAUUUUAAGGUGUUGAAUAUUUUAAGGUAUGAUAUGUUGGUACUUCAUACCACAUAUUUUUUACUUCCCUGCUUUUGUUUUUUACUGGCUAUGCUUACUUGGUGGGUUUUCUAUACAUUUGACUGCUAUUAAAGAAAUCUGAUCUAAAUUUAAGUUCUGAGUAAACUAAUGACUAAAAAAUAGACUUAUUUCCUAUUUAAAUGGUUUGGUUGGAAUAGCUUAUAUCCUGUUUAUUUCAGGAAGUAUUUGUGAAUAAAAUCAGACUGUUUGCAUCUCAUGGAGUGAUUUUUGCCUGAGACUCACUAAAUUAUUCAGACCCUUUCAUUUAAUGCUUUGAAAUACUGAUUAAAUAUAUUCACUCUGGUUUGCUUUAAUCUGAUUACACAUCUAGAAGUUUUCUUCUGAUAUGGUGCAGCCAUGUCUGGUGUAAGCUGGCUUAAUUAGCACUGCUUAGCGAUUUGGGACCCCUGUCAAAGGCUGUUGUGUUAUCUGGAAACAGAAGGAGUUAAAGCUGAAGCUGUGACCUCAUCCCUGUUCAUGUUACACUGGAGCAGAAGCUGCGCUGAAAGGGAUUGUUUGGCUGCAUCGCUGUCUGUGCCGCUGCUUGAUUGCUUUAAUUCGUUUCUGAUAUCUGUCGCACACCCGCAGAACAGAUCCCACAGGAGGCAUUUGUGGGAAUGCUAGAGGCAAAAGAAGCUGUGCUAAUAUCUAAUGCCCGUGGAAAUAGCUCCCACGGUAACAAAUAGAUCUUUCUACCCGAGUUCAACUUUUUUCUGCUUCGCCUGUGAAAACUGAGGAGAGCUCAGAGCCGCACGGAGAUGUGCCAUUGAUCCACGCGUGCCGCUGCGUGGGACUGCGGGAGCGCUGCCGUGCUGUGGGUGGGAGCGGUCGGUGUCGCUGCGUGCGAGCCCAUCGCGCUCCGUGCCCGCAUCCAUUGGCUCCGGCACAGGCUGGUCCUGCUCCGCUCCCAUCCCUCGGCAGCCUGGCACUGCCACCCCACGCUCCUCCUGCCCUCUGCCCGGCCUGCAGCGCUGCCAGCCCCUCCGCGAUCGGCUGGAAAGACAGCGAGCCGACAGGAAUAAUGGGGAUGCACUUAACGGUUCAAGUACUGGAUCAAACUUAAACUCGGGUUCUUGCUCUGGGUGCUGGAAAGGUCACCUUGUCUUGCUGGAAAAGAAGCAGACUCUCAGCUCUGCUGCUUUCGGUGUUACAGCUGCCACAUGCAUUCCUAAAUGUUCCUAGCUAGUUAGGCUGUCGGGCUUUUCACACGGAUAUACUGAUGGUAGAUGAGAAAGGAAAGAACAUGAAAUGUCUCACCUUCUUCUUGAUGCUUCCAGAGACGGUCAAGAGCAGGUCUAAGAAGAGCUCUAAGAAAGGAAAUAGCAGUAGCAGUAGCAACAGCAAAUUGCCUCCAGUUUGCUAUGAAAUCAUUACCUUGAAGACCAAAAAGAAGAAGAUGGCUGCUGAUAUUUUUCCCCGAAAGAAACCAGCUAAUACUAAUACAACUGCUGUCCAGCAGUACCAUCAGCAAAAUCUCAAUAACAACAACACUAUUCCUGCACCUAAUUGGCAAGGACUUUAUCCAACCAUCAGAGAGAGAAAUGCAGUGAUGUUCAACAAUGACUUGAUGGCAGAUGUUCAUUUUGUGGUCGGGCCACCAGGUGGGACCCAGCGGCUGCCAGGACACAAAUAUGUCCUGGCUGUUGGGAGCUCUGUAUUCCAUGCAAUGUUUUAUGGAGAGCUUGCUGAGGACAAAGAUGAAAUCCGUAUACCAGAUGUUGAGCCUGCUGCUUUUCUUGCAAUGCUGAAGUACAUCUAUUGUGAUGAGAUCGAUUUGGCCGCAGACACUGUCCUGGCCACUCUUUAUGCUGCCAAGAAGUACAUUGUCCCUCACCUGGCCCGUGCCUGCGUUAACUUUCUCGAGACAAGUCUGAGUGCAAAGAAUGCCUGUGUGCUGCUUUCCCAGAGCUGCUUAUUCGAGGAGCCUGACCUGACCCAGCGCUGCUGGGAAGUGAUUGAUGCCCAGGCUGAGCUCGCUUUGAAGUCUGAGGGCUUCUGUGACAUUGAUUUUCAGACACUUGAAAGCAUUCUCCGAAGGGAGACUCUGAAUGCCAAAGAAAUUGUUGUUUUUGAGGCAGCUCUGAACUGGGCUGAAGUGGAGUGCCAGCGCCAAGAGCUGACGGCCACCAUCGAGAACAAGCGCAAGGUGCUGGGCAAGGCUCUCUACCUGAUCCGCAUUCCUACCAUGGCCCUCGACGACUUCGCCAACGGCGCUGCUCAGUCCGGGAUCCUGACUCUGAACGAAACCAACGACAUCUUCCUCUGGUACACGGCUGCCAAAAAGCCGGAGCUGCAGUUUGUCAGCAAGCCCCGCAAAGGCCUCGUCCCGCAGCGCUGCCACCGCUUCCAGUCCUGCGCCUACCGCAGCAACCAGUGGCGCUACCGGGGCCGCUGUGACAGCAUCCAGUUCGCUGUCGAUAAGAGAGUGUUUAUUGCUGGCUUUGGGCUCUACGGCUCCAGCUGUGGGUCAGCAGAGUACAGUGCUAAGAUUGAACUGAAGCGACAAGGAGUUAUCCUGGGCCAGAACUUGAGUAAAUACUUCUCAGAUGGUUCUAGUAACACUUUUCCUGUCUGGUUUGAGUAUCCAGUGCAGAUUGAGCCUGACACCUUUUACACAGCAAGCGUGAUUCUGGAUGGUAAUGAACUCAGCUAUUUUGGACAAGAAGGAAUGACAGAAGUUCAGUGUGGCAAGGUGACUGUUCAGUUUCAGUGCUCCUCGGACAGUACAAAUGGAACAGGGGUACAGGGAGGACAAAUUCCCGAACUCAUAUUUUAUGCUUGAAUGGGAGUGUGUGGAUACAAAGCAUUUUGCUAUGAAGAGCCUGUCUGGUUCAGGUCUACUGAUUCUUAGCUUUUAUCUGCAGAUAUGUGAUCAGUACAGGGAAUAUGUAACUAAAUGCUGUGGGCAAGUUCCUGGUUUGCAAUACUUGUAGCAUCAUUGGUGAUUAAGUGUAAUAUUUAAAUUGGAAGCUCUUAGAAACAAGUAAGUUUUAAAGGCUUUGUAAGAGGGGUGCCUGUUUGCUCGUGAUGCUGACCCUUUCUUUGAUGCACUGGUGAAUCACCAGAGGAUGUCCCCCUCUUGUAUCUCACUAAACACUGUCUUCAUUAAUCUAUUUUUUCUUUCUCCAUUUUCUGCUUUCUGCUUGUAUUGGGGAGGUAGGGAUAGAAAAUGAAGAGUCUUUUUUUGUAGCUCUCUCUGCUGUCUGCUCUGCAGACUUUAGAGAUUCCAGUAAAGCAAGCUGCUUUUGACAUGGGGGCUGGAAGAAGUCCUUCAGUUAUAAGCAGAAAAAGCACAAGUUUAAACCUUCAUCCUGUGAGAUUCUCCUGUAGCCAACUGUUUGGGAUGGCUCCAGGGGAAGAUGGGAAGAAGGAAGCUUCUUUCAGGAAGCUCCACGGCAUACCAGCCUUAUCCCCAGUGCAUGUUCAUGUUCACACUGAGGAAGGGAUGUGGGCUUGGCAACUUACCCUUGGAGUUCAUUUGCUAGGAAUCCCCCCUUGAAGGUAAGGAAGUACUUGCAUGUGUUCAAAUUGUGUAUGCAGCUCUUGAAACUCUACUCCCAUGACCCAAGUGUUGCUACAUUGCAGCUGAUCUACUCUUUAAACAGCAUUUCUUUGAACCUUUGCUAAAUAAAUGGGAAUUUUUAUCAAUCAUCUGAUGCAGGGUAAUUUUCUGUUUUGUUUUGCUUGGGUUUUUUCUUCUUCCUAAACAUGGUAGAGGCAGAUUUUAGAGAAACAAAAGAAUGUAUCAAUCUUGACUUGGAUUUUCUUCUGUAAUAGAAGAUUUUUUUUUCUUUUUAUUACCAGUUGAAAUUUAGACAAAGACAGAAGAUCCCCAGCUGUGGUCAUAUUACACUUAGUGUAUAAUAUCCGAUAGCAGUGAGGGGGAGGAAGUCUCUGCUAUUGGAUUAUUGUUGGAGCUCUUGCAAUUGCUUAUGGCUACACAUCAAUCAGAGGAUUAUGUGGUCUGGAACCUUUUCCUUGCCUGAGUUUUUCCCCCCCAGGAAGUUAUGUGUCCGUAUCAUUUUUGAUGAUGUAACAGGAAGUUACAUGUCUGAUUCAUUUUUGCAAAAGUAUGAGGGAUUCUCCUUGUAUGAGGGCAGGAAACCAGUAUAAAUAAGAACUAUAGGUAUUAUUGAAACAUGAGAGAAUCCUUCAUCACUGCAAUGGGACAGUUGUUCCUGAAAUGGAUUCUGUUUGUUGUGUACCUUUUUACAAAAUGAGAGGACCAAAUGAUUCUUUAGACCUGCUGAAGAUUAAUGUUAUGGUAUAUGAACACAUUCAUAUACCAUAACCCUAAAUUUACUUGUCAGUUCUGUAAUAAAAAUGUUUUUCUUAUAUUAUUUUACCAGUUUAAUACUGUUACUCUAAGUGUUGCUUGAUGGUUGGAAUCCUGGCCCUCGGCCAUCAUGAAGUGCCAAAAUACAUCUUUGUAGUGUCCAAAAUACCAUCUGCAGUAAGGAAAAGUGGAGUGUAGAGUCAAAGCCCAGAUCUUCUCUCUAGGUAAUAAAAAGAGAGUCAGGUAAAAAAGUACUCCAGAGGAUUUAUGCCUUUCAUCCAUCAUAGCAUUUUAUAUUUUGUAUACAUACAUACAUGUGUGUGUAAGCAGCUCUCUUUCUGAAAUGUAAAUACCCUCAAAAUACAUAGAAAAAUGUUUUUGUUUUUUGUGACAGAUGUACAUAAUCCAGACUGUUUGUGAAAUCUAAACAGAAUGCUCUGUGGAAAACUCCCAGGGACAGAUUUAUAACAAUCUCCAGUUACUUAUAUCUACAACUGAAAAUAGACAAGAAUGUAAAUGGUGUGGAGUGGAGAAAGGGUUGCUGAAGAGAUCGUAGAAAGGAAUCUGAGAUUGUGAUGAGGUAAUGGUCAUCUAGUUUUAGACAACAUCUGAGCAGCAGUUCCAUUUAUUUACAUACAUUUCAAAGCAGAGAAAGAUGCUAAUCAGCUGAUUAAAUUUUUGUACAGCAAGUGGCUGAUGCAGAUGUAAUUACUCAGAGUGAUAAGCAGAUUGACAGGUUGUGGUAGCAAGCUGCAUUCCAAUUUGUUUGGUAAAAAAAAGGUGCUACAGCUGGUGGGACAAGUCAGAGAGUGUUGCAUUGGUUUGCCUAGUCUCGGGUUCUCACUUUGAAUUUAUUAUUCAUUUUGACGUAUCUGCAAAUAAAGGUGACAUAUCUGCUACAUUCACUGGCUGGAAGAGAAGUUCAGAGAUCAGAAUACUCUGUAGCUGUAAUAUGUAGAAAAUGAGCUGUUAUUUAAUUAUUCUAAUUUCAUUCUUUUAUGAAGUCUUUUUGACGAGGUAGGAUUAAAGCAACCUCUAGCUCAAUUCCUCUGAAUCCAUUCUGGGUUUUGGGAGCUGAUGCAGGGAAGGGUUUCAAGUGUGGGUGAUCAAACAAAGGCACCCAAAACACCUUUGAAUGCUCGAGGCAUAACUUGCUUCUGAGCACUUUGUGAUGCUAACAAGUACUGGGAUGUAAGAAGGUGGCCAGUGCCACUCACCUUGGGACAUCAGGGCACUUCAUUAGGUGUCUGAAUGUGGAUUUGGUUGGUUUAGCAAGCUUGAAUACAUUGAUUUACAUCAUGCAAGCAUCAGCCGUAUCAGCCUGGAAUGUAAACAUAAAUCACCUCGCAGAUUCUGUCUGAACUGUUCCUGGCUGUCUUUGCUACUUGUAUCUUUGAUUUGCUGGUGAGAGGAAUCUGAUAAGAGAGUAUAAUGUAAUAUACUUUCUGCAUAUCUAAAAUAGUCUUUUAAGUAAACCCUUUAAUUUCUACACACUUAUUGCACUGAACUAUUUUGGGUUUUGGUUUUUUUUUUUGUGUUGUGAUAAACUUGGCUCACUUCAGGUCCCAGCACCCAUUUGUGCUGAAGCAGUGUUUGACCUUAGCAGGCUUACAGCAUUAUUUAUAAAGGAACAGAUAUAUAUAAAUAUAUUAAGUACCUCAUGUUGAAUGUUAUUGUACUGUAUCUUUAAUGUCACAGUGCAGAUCUUGUUGGACUCAUGAAUGUGUAUAAUCAUGUUAAACAUAAAAAUAAAAAUUAUUCUUAAA
This is a messenger RNA of Taeniopygia guttata (zebra finch), 10274 nucleotides long. It is a transcript of the gene BTBD3, whose product is annotated as BTB domain containing 3. The record is from RefSeq and is a predicted model, not a curated record. Gene Ontology annotation, biological process: cerebral cortex development; neurogenesis; dendrite morphogenesis. Gene Ontology annotation, molecular function: protein binding. Lineage: Eukaryota; Metazoa; Chordata; Aves; Passeriformes; Estrildidae. Gene Ontology annotation, cellular component: cytosol.